UUAAGUUUAAAUAGAUAACAAAAUAAUUAAAAUAUUAUAUAGUUUUUUAAUUUAUUAUAAUUUGAGUGCAUCAUAUUUUCAACGUUAUAUAUCUAACCUUUUUGUUAUUUUGAAAUCGUUUUCCAACUUCUAUUAAAUCAUGGCGAAAGUACAAUUAUGCAAUAUUAUUGUUAUGGAUAAUCCAAGCCCGUUUAAAAAUCCAUUUCAAUUUCAAAUUACUUUCGAGUGUAUAGAGGAAUUAAAAGAAGAUCUAGAAUGGAAAAUGAUUUACGUUGGAUCAGCCGAAUCGGAAGAGUAUGAUCAAAUUUUAGAUUCUGUUUACGUUGGACCAAUACCUGAAGGUCGACAUAUGUUUGUAUUUCAAGCAGAUCCACCAAAUGUUGAAAGAAUACCUGAAAAUGAUGCCAUUGGCGUUACUGUCGUACUAUUAACUUGUUCUUAUCGUGGACAAGAAUUUAUUCGCGUUGGCUAUUUUAUAAACAAUGAAUAUUCCGAUCCAGAAUUAAAAGAAAAUUUACCCAGCCCACCUCAAUUUGAUAAAGUGAUUAGAAAUAUAUUAGGAUCAGAGCCACGUGUUACACGAUUUAAAAUUAAUUGGGAUGAUACACCCAGUAAUGGUUUACCCGAACAUAGUGUCGAUGGUGCUAGUAUGGAUGCUACAAUUUCAACAUCAGUACAAGAGGAUUCAACAAGUACAAUUAUCAAAUCAACAAAUAAUGACAUGUUUAAUUUAAAUAAUGGUAGCAAUAAUGAAACAAACAAUAUUAGUUUAUUAAAUGAAAAUUCUAAUUCAUUAGCACAAAUGGAAUGUGCAUAAUAUUUUGUAUAUUUUUAUUUUAAAAAUAUAUCAGCCAUUAUUGAGUGAUGGUACAACUUAUUUUUCUCCAACCAGAAUUGUAUGUCUAUUUUUGUACGAUUGUUUCUUGAUUCAAGGGUAGUUAACUAUUAUUCAAUUAUUUACAUUUAAAGGGUAAGGAUGACACAGAGCGUCUUUUUUGAAUGCGUUGUUUCUAUCGCACGUUGAUUUAAACUUGCGUUUUUUUAAAAUACAUCUUGUUAAAAGAAGCUUUAACGUGCGUUGAAAUUUACGCUCAUGUAAAUAGCUCUUUUAAACAUCGUAUUACUAAGUAGCAUGUUGGACGCAUCGUACGGCCUUGGAGAUAAAGACUUAAAAAAAUUAAAUUAAAUUAUUUGGUCAAUUAUUGAAAAUAAUUUUGGUAUUUUUUUUCAACAUUAUGUUCACUUUAGUUAAUAGUAGGGGACUGGUGAUUAUUUCUUAUUUCGGUUAUGGUCACUAUGAUCAAUAAUAUGAGCAGAAAAGGGGAUUUCUCCUCAUCGCGUUUAUUAACAAAAUUAAAUUUCAAAAAUAUUAAAUUACUCUAUCUUGCAUCAUUAAGGAUUUUCUUAAUAUUUCAAAUCAUUUCAUCCUACAAACUUUUUGUUUUGAUUGUUCACGAGUUAAAAAAGACUAAAAAUUCUAUUUAAAAUCACUUUAUAAGUCUGCUUUUAAUUUAUUUUAAUUUUCAACAUACUAACAAAAUAUUUAUUAAUUAGACAAGCUUUAAAAUAGUAUUGUUGAGAAAUAUUGUUCCUAACUUACAUGGUUUGA
Molecule: messenger RNA, 1609 nt
Organism: Chrysoperla carnea
Lineage: Eukaryota; Metazoa; Arthropoda; Insecta; Neuroptera; Chrysopidae
Gene: asf1
Product: histone chaperone asf1
Exons: 4
Coding region: 140-817 (225 amino acids)
Biological process (GO): DNA replication-dependent chromatin assembly; nucleosome disassembly; nucleosome assembly
Cellular component (GO): nucleus
Molecular function (GO): histone binding
Source: RefSeq, a predicted model, not a curated record